AUGGUUGCCCAGGCGCAGGCCGUGACUGUCUCCCUCGAGGACCUCACAAACGGCACCGUCUCUUUCGACACCCUCCAGCAAGCCUUUGGGCCCGACUCGCUCGGCAUUCUCGUCGUCAAGGACGUGGCCCCCGAGUUUGCCCAGCUGCGCCGCCUCGCCCUCUCCUACGCCUCUUACCUUGGGAACCUCCCGGCCGCUGAGCUCGAGAAGCUGGAGAAUGGCCAGGCAAAGUACCUGACGGGCUGGUCCCGCGGCAAGGAGACGCUCAAGAACGGCCAGGCAGACACCUUGAAGGGCUCCUACUACGCAAACUGCGCCUUCUACCUCGACCCGCACCUCGAGUGCGCCCGCCCCACGCCCGGCUUCUCCCCCGACUCCUUCCCCGAGUACCUGGCCCCCAACCUGUGGCCCCCCGAGGCCGUGCUGCCGGGCUUCCGGCCCGCCCUCACCAGCCUGUGUCGCCUCAUCAUUGACGUGGCCGUCCUCGUGGCCCGCGCCUGCGACCGCUUCGCCGACAAGGAGAUCCAGGGGUAUCCUCGCGGAUAUCUCGAGCACGUCGUCAGCACCUCGAGCACCACAAAGGCCCGGCUGCUGCAUUAUUUCCCCCACGAGGCUGGAAGCGGCGGCAACGGCCAAGACGGGGGCGAAAACGACGAUAACGACGACUGGUGUGCCACCCACCUCGACCACGGAUGCCUCACCGGCCUCACCUCGGCCAUGUUCGUCGACGAGAGCACGGCCAGCCCCGUCGUGCCCGACGCCGCCGCCCCCUCCAACGGCGCCUCCCUGUCGCCUCUCGAGGAGCUGCCGUCCUCGCCCGACCCCUCGGCCGGGCUGUACAUCAAGUCGCGCGCGGGCGAGACGGUCCAGGUCAAGAUCCCGCGCGACUGCAUCGCCUUCCAGACGGGCGAGGCGCUCGAGCGCAUCACCGCCGGCCGCUUCAAGGCCGUCCCGCACUUUGUCAGGGGCGUGCGCCGCGGCUCCGGUGCCGGCGGCCGCGUCGCCCGCAACACCCUCGCCGUCUUUACGCAGCCCAACCUCGACGAGGAGGUGGACAGGGAGCGCCACCUGACGUUUGGCGAGUUUGCCAGGGUCGUCGUCGCGCAGAACACGGUGUCGUAA
Molecule: messenger RNA, 1122 nt
Organism: Hirsutella rhossiliensis
Lineage: Eukaryota; Fungi; Ascomycota; Sordariomycetes; Hypocreales; Ophiocordycipitaceae
Product: Clavaminate synthase-like protein
Exons: 3
Coding region: 1-1122 (373 amino acids)
Source: RefSeq, a predicted model, not a curated record